Messenger RNA from Prunus dulcis (almond), 812 nucleotides. Its product is annotated as 7-methylguanosine phosphate-specific 5'-nucleotidase A-like. The transcript has 3 exons. The record is from RefSeq and is a predicted model, not a curated record. Lineage: Eukaryota; Viridiplantae; Streptophyta; Magnoliopsida; Rosales; Rosaceae. Gene Ontology annotation, molecular function: magnesium ion binding; 5'-nucleotidase activity. The coding region runs from base 52 to 390 and encodes 112 amino acids. Gene Ontology annotation, cellular component: cytoplasm.
UUUACAGGGAAGACGAUUCAUAGUCUGAAUAAAAAUGAGCAUGCUCUGGAUAUGGCUGCCCCCCUUCAUGAUCGAUUAGGUGAUAAUAUAGAUGCGCCUACUUAUGAGAAUGCUUCAGUCAAGACGAGAAGAAAUGUGCUGCUUCUGGGUGAUCACAUUGGUGACCUGGGAAUGUCUGAUGGCUUGAACUAUGAGAAUAGAAUUUCUGCGGGAUUUCUGAAUGACAAUGUUGAGAAUUCUCUUGAUAGCUACCGCAAAACCUUUGACAUUGUUUACCUGAUGCUGGUCCUCCACAAUUUCUUUAUGUCGAUGCAUUUGAUGAGGUUCCAGAUGAAUAUUUUGAUGAUAUUUUUAAUCAAGCUUCAAAAAUUUCCUAUAAGAAGUGGGUAAUGACAACGUGGGAACAAUAGAGGUGCCUGUGUAUGGACAUAAUAUUGGCAAUCAAAGACAAAUUGGGGUGCAAGAUCAAUGAAUUCGAGACCAACUCUUAAUAUGCAAAUAGGAGGUGCAAGUUCUGUGAACCCAAGGCAUAUGGGAGUUAGCAUUAGGCCUCCACUAUCGAGGCGAAUGGGAGGUUCAAGUGCCCGAUGGAACCCACCAGAAAAAGCAACAAAUAAGAAAAAUUCCAAGUCAAUUGAAAUUGCUUAUUUUGGUUAUUGGCCAAUAUUUUGUGAACUGAAGUUAGCCUUUACUUCAUAAUGUAGUUUAAUAGUUUCUGGUUGUUGGCCAAUAUUUUGUGAACUUUCUGUUAAAAUCUGAAAAUUAUGGAGAGGAUGGAGAGAAUCACAGAAUGUAUUUUCUGGUUUCUUAAA